Messenger RNA from Cynocephalus volans (Philippine flying lemur), 3495 nucleotides. RefSeq names its product solute carrier family 44 member 2 (CTL2 blood group) (gene SLC44A2). The coding region runs from base 174 to 2294 and encodes 706 amino acids. Gene Ontology annotation, molecular function: transmembrane transporter activity. The record is from RefSeq and is a predicted model, not a curated record. Gene Ontology annotation, biological process: transmembrane transport. Lineage: Eukaryota; Metazoa; Chordata; Mammalia; Dermoptera; Cynocephalidae. The transcript has 22 exons.
CGCCCAGCUCGGGCUGGUCUGACCGGUUUGGGCCGCCCCGCCCGGCUCUUUGGCGGGGAGGAGCCGCCGCCAGUCGGUCGGCCGGUGCCUCCCUCGGGACGCCGGCGCGGCCAGACCCGAGGGCCCGGAGGGCGCGGGAGCAGCGGGGGCCUCCGGGGCCGGAUGCCCGCAGGAUGGGGGGCGAGCGGCAGCAUUACUACGGGAAGCACGGAACGCCACAGAAGUACGACCCCACCUUCAAAGGACCCAUCUACAACAGGGGCUGCACGGAUGUCAUUUGCUGUGUGCUCCUCCUCCUGGCCAUUGUGGGCUACGUGGCUGUGGGUAUCAUAGCCUGGACCCAUGGGGACCCUCGAAAGGUGAUCUACCCCACCGACAGUCGAGGCGAGUUCUGCGGGCAGAAAGGCACAAAAAACGCAAACAAACCCUUCCUGUUUUAUUUCAAUAUUGUGAAGUGUGCCAGCCCCCUGGUCCUGCUGGAAUUCCAGUGUCCCACCCCCCAGAUCUGCGUGGAGAAAUGUCCUGAUCGCUACCUCACCUACCUGAAUGCUCGCGGCUCCCGGGACUUUGAGUACUAUAAGCAGUUCUGUGUUCCCGACUUCCAGACCAAUAAGGGUGUGGUCGAGGUGCUUCGGGAUGGUGACUGUCCUGCUGUCCUCAUUCCAAGCAAACCCUUGGCCCAGAGAUGCUUCCCAGCUAUCCACGCCCACCAGGGGGUCCUCAUGGUAGGCAAUGAGACGACAUAUGAAGAUGGGCACGGCUCUCGGAAAAACAUCACAGAGCUGGUGGAGGGCGCCAAGAAGGCCAAUGGGGUCCUGGAGGCACGGCAGCUGGCCAUGAGGAUAUUUGAAGAUUACACUGUCUCUUGGUACUGGAUUGUCAUAGGCCUGGUCAUCGCCAUGGUGUUGAGCCUCCUAUUCAUCAUCCUGCUCCGCUUCCUGGCUGGCAUUAUGGUCUGGGUGAUGAUCAUCAUGGUGAUUCUGGUGCUGGGCUACGGAAUAUUUCACUGCUACAUGGAGUAUGCCCGACUUCGUGGGGAGGCUGGCUCUGACAUCUCCCUGGUGGACCUUGGCUUCCAGACAGACCUCCGGGUGUACCUGCACUUACGACAGACCUGGAUGGCCUUCAUGAUCAUUCUGAGCAUCCUCGAAGUGAUUAUUAUCCUGCUGCUUAUCUUUCUCCGGAAGAGAAUUCUCAUCGCCAUUGCGCUCAUCAAGGAAGCCAGCAGGGCUGUAGGAUACGUCAUGUGCUCCAUGCUGUACCCACUGGUCACCUUCUUUCUUCUGUGCCUUUGCAUCGCCUACUGGGCCAGCACUGCUGUCUUCCUAUCCACUUCCAACGAAGCCGUCUAUAAAAUCUUUGAUGACGAAACCUGCCCUCUUGUUGGAAAAACCUGCAAACCUGAGAUCUUCCCCUCCUCCAAUGAAUCCCGCCUGUGCCCCAAAGCCCGCUGCCAGUUCGCCUUCUACGGCGGUGAGUCGGGCUACCACCAGGCGCUGCUGGGCCUGCAGAUCUUCAACGUCUUCAUGUUCUUUUGGCUGGCCAACUUCGUGCUGGCGCUGGGCCAGGUCACCCUAGCUGGGGCCUUCGCCUCCUACUACUGGGCCCUGCGCAAGCCGGACGACCUGCCCGCCUUCCCGCUCUUCUCUGCCUUCAGCCGGGCACUCAGGUAUCACACAGGCUCCUUGGCCUUUGGCGCGCUCAUUCUGGCCAUCGUGCAGAUCAUCCGAGUGAUGCUCGAGUACUUGGAUCAGCGCCUGAAAGCUGCGGAGAACAAAUUUGCCAAGUUCCUCAUGACCUGUCUCAAAUGCUGCUUCUGGUGCCUGGAGAAGUUUAUCAAAUUCCUCAAUAGGAAUGCCUACAUCAUGAUUGCCAUCUACGGCACCAACUUCUGCACCUCGGCCAGAAACGCUUUCUUCCUACUCAUGAGAAACAUCAUCAGAGUGGCUGUCCUGGACAAAGUGACCGACUUCCUCUUCCUGUUAGGCAAACUUCUGAUUGUGGGUAGUGUGGGGAUCCUGGCUUUCUUCUUCUUCACCCACCGCAUCAGGAUCGUGCAGGAUACAGCACCGCCUCUCAACUAUUACUGGGUGCCUAUACUGACAGUGAUCGUCGGCUCCUACCUGAUUGCCCAUGGUUUCUUCAGCGUCUAUGGCAUGUGUGUGGACACACUGUUCCUCUGCUUCUUGGAGGAUCUCGAGAGAAAUGAUGGCUCGGCCGAGAGGCCUUACUUCAUGUCUUCCAGUCUCAAGAAACUCUUGAACAAAACCAACAAGAAACUUGCAGAGUCAUAGAGCCCCCGCUCUCCCCACCUCUCGGGAAGCCUCACAGUGGGAGCUCCGUAGCUGGGUCCGUACCCCCAGCCCAUCAGGCUUACCCGAAGUCCUGUCACUGCCGCUCCCCACCCCGUCCCCAUGAUCCAGUUACCACCAGUUUUUGAGGACCUGGAGAACUGGGGGCAUCUCCUCCCUAUGCCAGGGGGCACUCGGAGUUUUCAAGGCAGCCCCCCGAGACUGUGAAAUGAGUCACUGCAGCUCUCACUGGUCUGGAAGGGAAGAAAUCCGGUGGGAUGGAAGGUGGCCUGACCUGCAGUCUCUCACGUGCUUCCUGUCCCCCUCUUACGAUGGGACUGAUAACAAGGACAGUGUUUAUGUCUGAAGGAGUGGCCAGCUGCAGGGACCUCCAGCUCCAAACUCUCCAUUCACUCCUGCCUGCUCUGGCCAGGACCAAACCUCUUCUCCAUGGUGGAAAAAUUGCCUCGAGGGCCACCAGAAGCAUUUCUUCCUUAUUAUUUUUUUUAACCUGGACAUGCAUUAAAGGGUCUAUUAGCUUUUUUUUCCAUCUGUCUCAACAACUGAGAUAGGGCCACCAAGGAGUGCCUUCCUUUGUCCCCCUCCCCGCUUGUGGCUGGGGUGAGGGGUAUGUGUGCCCAGGUGGGGGGUGGACAGGAGGAAGAAGGGGUGAGGCCUCUGGGAGGGACAGUGGACAGCAGCCUGUGGACAGCCAGAGCAGGCUGGAGGAGACCACUCACUAAUAGCUGCUUGAUGGAAACCUGCAGGCUGGCUGGCUGGAGGAGUUGGGCUGAAUUUCCCCCCUUCCUUUGCCAGUUGUUGACACAGCUCUCUUUGUAAGAGACAGAAGAAAGUGAAUCCACCCAAGGGAUGAUUUCAGGGGGAGAAGAGGGGGGCAGAUGCCCUGGGCACACCAGGCCCAUCUGCCUGCCCACCUCACCUUGACGAUCCUUUUGCCAAACUUGAACUCAGGGGACCUGGUUUCCAGUUCCCCCUUUGCCAUAUGCCAAGGCCCCCCCCCCCCCCCGACUUCAUGCCCUUGCUCAUCAUCAUUGUCCCAGGGUCCUGGAGAGGGAGAAUUCCCAGCCUGGGGUCUCCCAUUUCCUGUGCCUGCCGCCAGCCUUCCCACCCACCCCCAUCCUGUCUGCACAGCCCUGCGUGUAACUGCAUUCCAAUCACUAAUAAAGUGCCUAUUGUACAGGUC